Nothobranchius furzeri (turquoise killifish) is the source of this 1669-nucleotide messenger RNA. RefSeq names its product Rho family GTPase 2 (gene rnd2). The record is from RefSeq and is a predicted model, not a curated record. Gene Ontology annotation, molecular function: GTPase activity; protein kinase binding; GTP binding. NCBI's taxonomy places the organism in Eukaryota, Metazoa, Chordata, Actinopteri, Cyprinodontiformes, Nothobranchiidae. Gene Ontology annotation, cellular component: cytosol. Gene Ontology annotation, biological process: small GTPase-mediated signal transduction.
AUAAUGAAAGCACCGGAGUUUCCACCAGAGGCUGUGCGCGUCUGGGCAGCUGAGCACUUGUUCUGAGCGGGUCUGUCAGUGGAAACCAGAGCGCGCGCACCGGUCCCGCACAUGUGUCGGAUUCUCAGCCUUCCGUCCCGCUGCGCGUCAUUUCGGAUGUUGGAUGCGACUGUAAGAAUUCACGUGUGACGGACUAACAUGGACUCUCUGGGCAGCCGCUGUAAGAUCGUGGUGGUCGGGGACACGCAGUGUGGGAAAACGGCACUCCUGCACGUUUUUGCCAAGGACUGCUAUCCAGAGAGCUACGUUCCCACAGUGUUUGAAAACUACACAGCUAGUUUUGAGAUUGACAAGCACCGGAUUGAGCUGAAUAUGUGGGACACAUCAGGUUCCUCUUAUUACGACAACGUGAGGCCGCUGGCGUAUCCGGACUCAGAUGCUGUUCUCAUCUGCUUCGACAUCAGCCGGCCAGAGACCUUGGACAGCGUCAUUAAAAAGUGGCAAGGAGAGACGCAGGAGUUUUGUCCAAAUGCUAAAGUGGUGUUGGUGGGCUGCAAGAUGGACAUGAGGACGGACGUCAGAACCCUGAGGGAGCUCUCCAUGCAGAGACUAAUCCCUGUCACUCAUGAGCAGGGAAGCACAAUAGCCAGACAGGUGGGAGCAGUGGCCUACGUGGAGUGCACCUCGAAGGUUUCUGAGAACAGCGUUCGUGACGUGUUCCACAUCACCACCCUGGCGUCGGUGAGACGACCCCACAAGCCGCAGCUAAAACAGAGCAGCUCCCGCAGCGGUCUGAAGCAAGCGUCGCAGCUCCCGCUGCCGCCUCUGCCGGGUCGGACACAGCAAACGGACCAAGCCCCGGCCAUCAGGAAGGACCGGGCCAAGAGCUGUAUUCUCAUGUAGGGACCUGGCCUCAGAAAUAUGCAGUAAAUAUGUACAUACAUUACACAGAAAUAUAUAGAGAAAAGUUUAUUUAUUAUUAGAUAUUUCUUUUUUGUGCCUCUUCUUUUUUUAUCAUCAUUUUUUUGCACUGAGUGAGAACAGAGGAUUACUGUACCGUGGAAACAAACAAAAUAUUGUUUCGUCUUUGCUUUUUGCUGCAGUUGUGCAUAUUUUAUUCUCUGUUUACUUGUUUGUGUUGUUUUGAGAUGACUGCAAAUUGGACUAACCCUCUGGACAUGCAGAAGCUGCGAUAGUGGAAGUGCUGUCUAGUCCGGGGAAUUAAAAUGAAAUUAAUUUCCUGAAAGAGCACGGUGCAGUGGAGCGGCGAUGGAGAGCAGGCGUGUGGAGAGAGCCGUGCCGGAGCAGGAUGUCUGCAGAUGGAACUUGUUUUUAGAGAUGCUGUUGAUCAGCAGACGUGAGCGCGGCUUGUUCGGCUGCCUGACAUUCCUUCCUGUUGCCAUAUUUUAGAGGAAAACCCGCACCUGGAUUCAUGCUGGAAGGAGAACCCGUGAAUGAGGACGACUCAUUAGGAGCUGCAGUGAAGUGUUGCUAUGGCGUGUGUGAGCACCACCACAAGUGCAUUUUUUAAAAGCUAUAUUUCUUUUAUUUUUCUCAUUUAACACAAAUAAUCUCAUCUGCUUUGGUUGUGUCAGUUGAGCCGACUGAGAUGAAAUGCUGUUGUAAAUUUGUUUGUGGACAAAUAAACAUGGGUAAAAAAGUGGGGCUA